This is a messenger RNA of Zygosaccharomyces rouxii, 1902 nucleotides long. It is a transcript of the gene AGP1, whose product is annotated as amino acid transporter AGP1. Gene Ontology annotation, biological process: amino acid transmembrane transport. The record is from RefSeq and is a predicted model, not a curated record. The transcript has a single exon. Bases 1 to 1902 code for a protein of 633 amino acids. Gene Ontology annotation, cellular component: membrane. Gene Ontology annotation, molecular function: amino acid transmembrane transporter activity. NCBI's taxonomy places the organism in Eukaryota, Fungi, Ascomycota, Saccharomycetes, Saccharomycetales, Saccharomycetaceae.
AUGAGGCCCGAGGAUACUAUAACACCUUAUGAGCUACAGGACGUUAAGGGAGAAGCUGUAUCCGCUUCUCGUAGUCCGCCAGAUAAUGAGGUCGAAUAUUUUGAUAAAUUAGGUGACGCUCGUCAAUACACAUCGAAUCUUGAGGGCGAAGGUACGCCAACGGAAGGUGUAUCAAGACAUAGGAUUAAGAAUCCUCUAUUUCGUAAUUUUAUCGAUUCUUUCAAAAGGGGUGAAACCACAGCACGUAUAGCUGAUUUGGAGAAUGAUUUGACUACUGCAGUAUCACCACAACUAUCCAAUUACCACGGUAGUAUACCUUCAGAUGAAGUCGUGAUCAAAAAGGAGGAAUUAAAGCGUGACAUCAACCAGCGUCACAUGGUGUUUAUGGCAAUUGGUUCUGGUGUCGGUACUGGUUUACUGGUUGGUAACGCAUCUACAUUGAACUCAGCUGGUCCUGCUGGUCUACUUAUUGGUUAUGCUCUUAUGGGUACUUGUGUUUACUGUGUGAUCCAAGCUGCAGGUGAACUGGGGGUUACUUAUGCUAACCUAAUUGGUGGUUUCAAUGCGUAUCCUGCAAUCUUAGUUGCACCAUCCUUUGCAUUUUCAGUCGGUUGGAUCUACACUUUACAAUGGUUAUGUAUGACACCAUUAGAAUUGGUUACAGCUUCGUUAACGAUCAAAUAUUGGACGACAAAGGUAGAUCCGGAUGUAUUUGUGGUUAUCUUUUAUCUGUUGAUCUUGCUGAUUAACUUUUUCGGUUCUAAAGGUUAUGCAGAAGCUGAUUUCUUCUUUAACUGUAUGAAAUUGGCAAUGAUUUCAGGGUUUUUCAUAUUAGGUAUUGUGGUUGCUUGUGGUGGUGCAGGUCACGACGGUUAUUUAGGUGGAAAAUACUGGCAUAAUCCAGGUGCUUUCAGAGGUGAGAAGGCAAUCGAUCAUUUCAAAGGUGUUUCUUCCGUCUUUGUCACUUCUGCUUUUGCCUUUGGUGGUAGUGAAUUUGUCGCUCUAUCCGCAUCUGAACAGGCCAAUCCAAGAAAAUCAAUUCCAUCUGCAGCUAAGUUGAUUCUUUACAGAAUUAUUUGGGUCUACUUAACAUCCAUUACCAUCUUAGGAUUUUUGGUUCCUUGGGAUAGUCCACAAUUGCAACCUUCUAGUGAUGGUAAAAAAACUUCACCAUAUGUUGUUGCCAUUGCCAUGCACGGUGUUAAAGUUGUUCCUCAUUUGAUUAAUGCCGUUAUUCUAAUGGCUGUUUUGUCUGUCUCCAAUUCUGCUUUCUUCUACAGUUCUCGUCUACUUCUUUCUUUGUCUCAACGUGGUUAUGCUCCCAAGUGGUUUGAUUACGUCGACAGAAAGGGUAGACCUGUAAGGGCUAUGUUAAUAUCUGCUCUAUUCGGUGUUAUCUGUUUCUGUGCUACUUCUAAGAAGGAAACUGAUGUUUUCAGUUGGUUACUGGCUAUUUCUGGUUUGUCUACCAUUUUUACCUAUUUCUCCAUUUGUGUGUCACACAUUAGAAUGAGAUCUGCCAUGAAAGUACAAGGAAGAUCCUUGGGUGAGCUUGGAUUCAGAUCUCAAGUCGGUACCUACGGUUCCUUUUACGCAUGCCUCUUGUUGGUAUUGUCAUUGAUGGCAGAAUUUUGGGUUGCACUUGCCCCCAUUGGUGAGGGCAAAUUAGAUGCAGAGAGUUUCUUCGAGAAUUACUUGGCAGCACCUAUUGGAAUUGUAUUCUACUUCGGUUAUAUGAUUUGGAAAAAAGACUUUAGGAUUUUCAUUAGAUCAAAGGAUAUAGAUUUGGAUUUCAAGAGACAAGUGUUUGAUGAGGAUUUGAUUAAACAAGAAGAUGAAGAGUACGCAGAACAAAUGAGAAACGCUCCACGCUGGCGCAAAGUUAUAGCUUUCUUGUUUUAG